UUAGCAUGUAAGGGUCCAUUACCAGUCACAGUGAAUGCAUUCUGGAGAAUGGUCUGGGAGAAGAAUGUCUACACCAUAGUGAUGCUGACCAAAUGCAAUGAGUUGGGACAAGUGAAAUGUGAGAAGUACUGGCCAUCUAACACUAAACAUUAUCAUAACAUCUCUGUGACAACCACCUCAGAGAUAGAACUGGAGAGUUGGACCAUAAGAGAAUUUAGAAUCAAAAAUGUGAAAACAGCAGAAUCUCGCUACAUACGCCAGUUCCACUUUAUGGCAUGGCCGGAUCAUGGAGUUCCACAGACCACUGACAUCCUCAUUGACUUCAGACACCUGGUAAGAGGAAACAUGGAGCAGUACUCAUGUCACUCUCCAACUGUGGUGCACUCCAGUGCCGGUGUGGGAAAAACGGGGACCUUCAUUGCCAUUGACCACCUGAUCUUCCAGAUUGAAAAAGACAGCAUGGUGGACAUCUACGGAAUUGUUAAUGAUAUGCGCAUGCACAGGCCUCUCAUGGUGCAGACUGAGAAGCAAUAUGUUUACCUCCACCAGUGUGCAUAUGACAUAAUUCUAUCAAGAACUGGAACCAAUGUGGACUUAAUUUACCAGAACGUAGCAGCACUUAGCAUCUAUCAGAAUAUAAACUAUCAGAGAUUGUAAAUGUACAUGUCCUUAAGAUGGCUCUUGUCAAGGAAUCGGAGGAAUUUAAUACUGUAUAGAGCACAUUUUAAGUUUCAAUCAAGCAAUCUUUAUUUAAUAUGUUUUAUUUAAAAAAGACAAGACACUAUUUAUUAUUAAUGCUUUUUUAUUGGAAAUAAGGUUUAUUAAGAAAAUAGAGCAGAAAGGAAGAAGCAUGUAUUAGAAAGAGCAAGAGGGGAGAGUGCUUACCAGGAGAUAAUGGGCCGGGGUUGGGACAAGACGCAGAGGGCUGCAGCGGAGUCCGGAGAAAGCAGAAAGAAGAGAUAAUGAAUAAGGCUAUUUAAAGACAUUGAGGGUGUGUCCAGUCUGGAUAACCUCAUUUGGGAAGGUCACAAGUUUAAACAUCCGUGAUGACGACAGUGACAUCAGAUGCUGUUUCGGGACCACCUGAAGAGCUUCUCCAGCAACAGAAUCAUCACUGAUAUUGCCUUGAGCAAAGAACUUUUUGAUUUUAAUACUUUAUUUAAUACUUGUGUACAGUAGUUUUAGAAUACCUGUACUGCUA
Messenger RNA from Cyprinus carpio (common carp), 1201 nucleotides. Its product is annotated as receptor-type tyrosine-protein phosphatase eta-like. The record is from RefSeq and is a predicted model, not a curated record. Gene Ontology annotation, biological process: protein dephosphorylation; negative regulation of MAP kinase activity. Gene Ontology annotation, molecular function: protein tyrosine phosphatase activity. The annotation marks the transcript as partial. The transcript has 5 exons. NCBI's taxonomy places the organism in Eukaryota, Metazoa, Chordata, Actinopteri, Cypriniformes, Cyprinidae.